AUGGCUGGGUUGAUGGAUGAGAAAAUGCACGGGCUGGACAAUCCGGCGGAGCCGACGCCCCUGAUGCGUGACAGCGACUCCUCGACACGGCUGGACGUGGCUGGCAGCGUGAUGGACGGCCUCGCGGAGGAUGUCGACGUGGCCAAGUACACUGUGUACAAGUCGAGGUGGCUGAUGUUGGCGUUCUUCGUCGUGUACUCUGCGUCCAACUCGCUCCAGUGGACGCAGUACACGAUAAUCCAGGACGUGGUGGUGAGGUACUACGGCGUGGCGAGCAAUGUGGUCUCGUGGACGUCCAUAGUGUACAUGAUCACGUACGUGCCGCUGAUCUUCCCCGCUAGCUGGCUGUUGGAUAAGACGAAUUUUGGUGUCAGUAAAAUGUCCGUGUCAGUUGAUCGACAGCUGACGAGUGGCUUCAGUAAAAUGGUUAAUCCGAUAGACGUAGUACCCAUUGACAUAUACAAUAUUAGCGGUAGUGUUAAGGACGGUAGCACGGAAGACGUCAGUGCAAUAGAGUACACAGUGCACAAGUCGAGGUGGGUGAUGCUGGCCCUCUUCGUUGUGUACUCUGCGUCCAACUCGCUCCAGUGGAUGCAGUACACGAUAAUCCAGGACAUAGUGGUGGGGUACUACGGCGUAGAGAGCACAGUGGUCUCGUGGACUUCAAUGGUUUACAUGGUCACUUACGUUCCGCUGAUAUUCCCCGCGAGUUGGCUGCUCGACAAGACCGUUGCUGCU
Iphiclides podalirius (scarce swallowtail) is the source of this 738-nucleotide messenger RNA. Lineage: Eukaryota; Metazoa; Arthropoda; Insecta; Lepidoptera; Papilionidae. The record is from the annotation of a GenBank genome assembly.